UCUCUUUUAUUUUACUUGCCUUACGCUGUAGUCUGUACGUUUAGUGGCAGGAUUUAUUUUAUUUUUUGUUUGUUUUUUUUAAAUUUAUUUUUUUGGUAGGGUUUUGUAAACUUAAACAACGAAACCUAAAUAGCACUUUAGAAAAAAAAAAAAAAAAAAAAAACCAAAAAAUAUUGAACAAGUUCGCAUAAAGAAACGACAGUUUCCUAAACAAAGGUAAUAGCUAUAUUUUUAGGAGCUCGUUUUUCCUCUCCCCCGGGACGACGUAUUUAAUCAUCCCUGUACGUGUCGAGGGCGUGAAGAAACGACGUUUAAAAUGGAUCCCCAGUGUUUUAACGGCAAGGCGGAAAUGGAGCCCGAAACCACAGCCGCCGCCGGGUUCAUCGCCAGCCUGUUAAGAACCAGAGGCUUCCUGACGGAGCUGCAGCUCCAGAAAUUCAGCAAGUCUCUCCAGGAGGCGUUAGCCGAUCACUACAAACAGCACUGGUUCCCAGACAGACCCCAGAAGGGUUCGGGCUACCGCUGCAUCAGGAUUAACCACGAAAUGGAUCCGCUCAUCGGCAAAUCCGCCAGCCGGAUCGGGCUGAGCAGCCAGCAGCUGUUUCAUCUCCUCCCGAAGGAGCUGACCCUGUGGAUCGACCCCUUCGAGGUGUCCUACCGCAUCGGCGAGGACGGAUCCACCUGCGUUCUGUACGAGACCGAGGCGCCAGCCGCCUCCGCCAGCAGCAGCGCCAGCGCUUAUAACCCCAUGCUGAUGUGCAAACAGCAGCUCCUUAUGGGCCGUAGGAGCCCACCUAAAAACUACCUGAUGACCGUCUCUAGCUAGAGCUUCCCCGGGUUGUGUUAGUUUAAUCAGACAGGCAAUUCGUGCACCAGCGAGGGAGGAGUGGGGGUAAAUCUAUCGAUUUAACUUAGCAGCUACCUUUUUCCUUUUUGAUUUUUAUUUCUUUUGAGACAUGAAAGAAUUAGGGGAUGGUCCUGUAUCUCUUCUGUUUCUGCAGCUUAUCUAUAAGGUGUUUGUACUGUUCCACCUGUUGGUGGGUUGGCUAAAUUGAACACAACAAAGGAAACAGAACCAGCACAUACACAAGCCAACUAUGGAGGGUGUUUAACAGAGAAGGGGGGGGGGGCUGGUUAUUCCAUUUAGAGACGCUGAAAUGUAGUUUCUUGAACUUUUCUUUUUUAAAAGGGUUACUCUGACAGUAGCCUGCACUCUUGCACUGCCAAGGCGUUUGGUGUUUUGUUUUUUUUUAUUAAUAUUUGGUAUGUUCUCAAUUUAGCAAACGCUGAAACUAGCCUUCUGUAUUAUAUAAAGUUUUUAACACUGCAAAGUAAAUCUUCCUGGGCUGGGAGGGAUUGAACUAGUGGCUCAAGCCUGAAAUGGAGAGUUUUUAGAUUCCUUGGUUGAAACCUCUCUAUAUAGAAAGGUGCAAUAAAAAAAAAAAACGACAUGCAGAACUCCAACAACACAUGGACUGUGGAUAUUGCAGCAGCUCAGGUUUUUAAUUGUAAAAUCUCAAGUAUAAUUUGUACGUGCCAUAUGUCACACGGAGUACAGUUGCUGUGUAAACCAAAAAAGUACAGUUUAAGUGCAAUUAAUGAUCCAAAGUUUUUAAAUGUGUAACCUGGCCCAUAAUUCUAGUUUGCAGUAGUAAGGUCAACAAACAGCAGACUGGUUCUAAAUGCCUGUUUGCCUUGCUGCCUAAAUGACUUAAUUUUUUUUCCCAUCCCCCUCUUUAAGAGCUGUAAAGUAUUGCUGCAAGUAAGCCACAGUUGUUGGAGUUUUGCUGCGUGUAACUUUUUUUAUAACAUUUUGCUGGUUAUCAAGAGAAGGUUUUGUGCAAUAGAACUUGAUGACCCACUCAAACAAUCCUCUGCACUAUUUCUAGCACACAAAGCAUCCCUUUUAUUUCUUUCUGUGUUUUAAAGGGUAGUAUUAACAGCUUGCUAUCCAGCAAAAGUGGAAAAUGUAUACUGUGAACAUGAACUGUGUUGUUUCAACAACUCUAUUAAAUGUCCAUCUUCCCAAAGGGGGGGGGGUUUGAAACUGGAUUGCAGAUCAGAUUGUUGGACACGUAUGGAAUUCCCUGUUUUUUUUAAAGUGUUCAUUGCCUGUUUGAAUAAGCUGUGAGGUUGUAGUUUUAUUGUAAAUUGAUUAGCGUCAAACUGACACAUUGUAUCCUAUUGCUGGAGUGUAAUAAUGAUAAUGUAGUAUUUCUUUCUUUCCAAAUGGGCUGUUGAGCAGCCUAAUCUGUUUACUGUUGUGGAUUGUAAAGGUUGGAAGAUGAACCUGCCUCAGCCAAUGUACAUUUCUUGUUUAUGGAUUGUGUACAUAUAUAUUGAUAAAGAUGUACAGUUUUGUACUUUUACGCAAAAAAGUCAUUAAGAUAAUAAACAAAUUAAGAAAAAAAAAA
Molecule: messenger RNA, 2414 nt
Organism: Acipenser ruthenus (sterlet)
Lineage: Eukaryota; Metazoa; Chordata; Actinopteri; Acipenseriformes; Acipenseridae
Product: protein BTG2
Exons: 2
Coding region: 317-826 (169 amino acids)
Biological process (GO): negative regulation of cell population proliferation; negative regulation of mitotic cell cycle
Cellular component (GO): nucleus; cytoplasm
Source: RefSeq, a predicted model, not a curated record